AUGGUGCAAGAAGCCAGCGAUUUUUACCGAUCUCAUUUCGGUGGUCUGAAUGUUUUCAAUGAGGAUGGUUGGAACCAUAUAGUAAAUCAUCACAACGGAUAUUUACCACUGAAAAUCAAAGCAGUGCCAGAGGGCACAGUGCUGCCAGUCAAAAAUGUUUUAUUUACUGUAGAAAAUACAGAUCCGUUAGUUCCAUGGUUAACAAGUUGGUUCGAGACAUUAUUAGUUCAAGUGUGGUAUCCGAUGACAGUUUGCACUAGUUCGCGUGCUCAGAAGGAACUUAUAGCAAAGUAUCUUCUCGAAACGGCUGAUUCACUCGAUGAUUUGCCGUAUAAACUACACGAUUUUGGUUAUCGUGGUGCCUCCUCUGUUGAAAGUGCUUCAAUUGGUGAUGCCGCCCAUUUGGUGAACUUCUUGGGAACAGAUACGGUCGCUGGUUUACUUUUGUGCCAGAAGUAUCUUCAUCACUUAGUUGGAGUUUUCCAAACAUUAGUUUUUUGUUUCAGAUAUUACGCGAAACCCAUGGCUGGAUUCUCUAUUCCAGCUGCAGAGCACAGUACUAUAACCGCUUGGAAGAAAUCAGGAGAAUCAGCUGCAUAUUUAAACGUUCUACAAAAAUUUCCAAAGGGACCGGUAUCAGUGGUCAGUGAUUCCUAUGACGUUUACAAUGCAGUUUCGAACAUCUGGGGUAAUGAACUCCGUGAAUAUGUCAUUAAUCGAGAAGGCAUUGGUCGGCUUGUAAUUCGACCUGAUAGUGGUGAUCCUGUAGAGGUUGUAAUAAAGGUGUUAAACUUAUUGUCGGAAAAAUUUGACAUCACUGUUAAUUCAAAGGGCUAUCGCGUUCUGCCUUCUUAUUUACGUUUGCUGCAAGGCGAUGGAAUCAAUUAUGAAACUAUUGCCAAACUUCUCAGCAUAAUGAAAAGUAAAGGCUGGAGUGCUGAAAAUGUUGCAUUCGGAACUGGCGGUUCUUUGUUGCAAAGAAUUGACCGUGAUACGCAGAAAUGCGCUUUCAAAUGUUCUCAUGUUAUAAUAGAUGGUGCAGAUCGUGACGUUUGGAAAAAUCCAACUACUGAUCAUGGAAAACAGUCUAAAAGAGGGCGCUUAACUUUGGAGAAAGAUGAAGCUAACAAUUAUAUCACCAAAGAAGAAGGCAUUGGUAAUUGUGAAAAGGACCAGCUGAUAACAGUAUUUGAAAAUGGCCGUCUACUUGUUGAUUAUACACUUGAUGAAAUAAGAGAACGAGCGGAACUGGAUGUCGUCAAGCAGGCAAAAUCGUCGUUGUUGACAGCUGUUUCCUCUUCUUUAGCGAACGGUGUUUAG
Dracunculus medinensis (Guinea worm) is the source of this 1320-nucleotide messenger RNA. Lineage: Eukaryota; Metazoa; Nematoda; Chromadorea; Rhabditida; Dracunculidae. The record is from the annotation of a GenBank genome assembly.